Lycium ferocissimum is the source of this 3210-nucleotide messenger RNA. RefSeq names its product putative pentatricopeptide repeat-containing protein At1g56570. The coding region runs from base 163 to 1989 and encodes 608 amino acids. The record is from RefSeq and is a predicted model, not a curated record. The transcript has 3 exons. Gene Ontology annotation, molecular function: protein binding; RNA binding. Gene Ontology annotation, biological process: RNA modification. NCBI's taxonomy places the organism in Eukaryota, Viridiplantae, Streptophyta, Magnoliopsida, Solanales, Solanaceae.
GACAAAUACCAGUUGCGACUGGACAAAUGAGACACAUCUUUAUACAUUUAUAUACUGCUAUACAUAAUGAAUCAAAGACUCCUUCUUUCCGUAAUCAACGCACAUUCGUUAAACCCAUUUAUGUUAAUCCUAAGUUUAUGUUUCUAAUACUAUAUUUAAGCAAUGAAUGCAAGAAAACUAGUAUCCCAAACUCAUUAUACUCAAAUUCCUCAAACAAUUAGAAACUCUCUCCUUUGUGCUGCAAUCAACCCACCCAAUUUAAACCCACCAUUUUUACCAAAACCCCCUUCAAUAUUAGCCACUGGUCUCCUCAAAUCCUACUUCGAAAGGGGUCUAAUUAGAGAAGCACGUACACUGUUCGAUGAAAUGCCUGAAAGAGAUGUUGUUGCUUGGACAACCAUGAUUUCUGGUUACACUUCAUGCAAUCUUCAUGGACGUGCUUGGGUAGUUUUCUGUGAGAUGAUGAGGUGUACAAAUGUGAGCCCCAAUGAGUUCACAUUAUCUUGUAUAUUGAAGGCUUGUAAAGGGAUAAACUCUUCGUCUCGUGGAGCUUUAGUUCAUGGUUUGGUACUUAAGCAAGGCAUGAGUGGGAGUCUUUAUGUUUCCAAUGCACUCUUGGAUGUUUAUGCGACGUGUUGCGUUGAUAUGGAUGAAGCGUAUGCGGUUUUUCAUGAGAUAAGAGGGAAAAAUGAUGUGUCUUGGACUACUUUAAUCGCAGGAUAUACUCAUCGUGGUGAUGGCUAUAUGGCACUUAAUGUUUUCAGAAGAAUGUUAUUGGAAGAGGGUGAAUCAAACCCAUUUACCUUUUCAAUUGCGGUUAGAGCCUGUGCCUCGGUCCAUUCAUGUACAUAUGGGAAGCAACUUCAUGCUGCAAUAGUCAAACAUGGGUUGGAUUUUAAUCUACCCGUAAUGAAUUCUAUUUUAGAUAUGUAUUGUAGGUGUAGCAGCUUAAAUGAUGCAAAGCAAUGCUUCGAUGAAAUGAUUCAAAGGGAUUCAAUCACGUGGAACACUUUGAUUGCUGGAUAUGAGAAAUCUGAUCCAUAUGAAUCUAUCAGCACAUACUCGAGUAUGGAGUCAGAAGGUCUCAGCCCCAAUUGCUUCACAUUUUCCAGCAUUAUAGCAGCUGUGGCCAAUUUGGCAAUUUUGAGUUGUGGAGAGCAGAUUCAUGGAAGAAUCAUAAAGAGAGGCGUCGGAGGGAACUUGGAGUUGGACAACGCCUUAAUAGACAUGUACGCAAAGUCUGGAAAUAUUGCAAGUGCACGUAGAAUUUUUGAUGAAAUGCCCAAGAAAAAUCUGGUUUCGUGGACCUCAAUGAUGAUUGGUUAUGGAAGCCAUGGAUAUGGAAAUGAAGCUGUUGACUUUUUUGAAGAGAUGGUUAAAUUUAAAGUCAGGCCAGAUAGGAUAGCAUUUGUGGCAGUUUUAAAUGCAUGUAGCCAUGCUGGGUUUGUGGACAAAGGGUUAAGGUAUUUUAUCUCAAUGGUUGGUGAUUACAAAAUAGCUCCAGAUCUGGAGAUAUUUGGGAGCUUAGUAGAUUUGCUAGGACGUGCUGGACGAGUUGAGGAGGCUUUUAAGUUGAUAGAGAGUAUGCCAUUUGAUCCCGAUGAAUCUGUUUGGGGAGCAUUCCUAGGAGCAUGUAAAGCACACAAUCAUCCAGAUUUGGGCAAGCUGGCUAUAAGAAAGGUGUUGGCUUUGAAACCAAAAAUUGCAGCAACCUAUGUAGUUUUGUCAAAUAUCUAUGCAGCUGAUGGUAAAUGGGGUGACUCUGCAAAAAUGAGGAAGUUGAUGAGAAGGAUGACUACCAAGAAAGAGGCUGGGAGAAGUUCGGUGGAGUUAAAGAAUCAGAAUUAUAGUUUCGUUGCUGGAGAUAAGAUGGGUUCACAUAUGGAUUGUGUUGAUGAAGUUGUAAAAAUGCUGGUCGAACAUAUGAGAGACGCACGAUAUAUUCCUGAUUUGGACUUCUUUAUACAUGACUUAGAAGAUGGAACUUGAAAAGUAACAGCAAUGAGGGUCAAAAGUGACUUGCUGUUGUCUAUGUUGGUAUAAUUCAUUUAUUCUUUUGGUGCAGUUGAAUUCAAUUAGAUGCAAAAGAAGAUAGAUUCAUUUGCUUCAGAAGCCACAUUGCAUUCUAUACAAAAAGAGAUCUGUUAAAGAAAGUUGAGGGAGGAUAAGGAAUCACUUUUGUUCAAUAGUUGAUACUGUGAGAAAAGGACCUAGUAGGUUACCUAACCAAGUAAAGUCAUUCUUUGCCAUGAUGUAGUACGUUACAUGUGAAGUUCAUGGAAACCAAGCUCUUGAUUAUUCUGAACUUGGGUGUAGUGAAUUUGCUGAGUUCUAAAAUGCUCUUGGAAGAUCCGGCGAGGGGACAUUGUUAUUAUGGGAAGAUUGAAUAACUCUAUGAUCUUCUUGAAUUUGUAUUUCUUAAGAGCAGAUUCACAUCUGCUGUCUUUGCUAUUCUGGGAAGAAAAUUGCUGAAGUGGUAUUGCUAAGUCUCAGUUCCAUAUACUAAAAUAACCAUUCUUUAGGAGGUGAAACACAUUCUACUUGUAAAUUGGUGGUUAAGAUUGGGUCCUUAGUGGUCUGGAGAGUAUUGUUGAAUGGCUAUGUUUCUGAACCAGUCAGUUCCAAUAGUCCAUUGUCUUGUGAAAAAUGUAUCAUUCACGACAUGCACCGGUUGACACUUAGAUAGGUGGGCACAUAAGUGACAUUCACGAAAAUCAUAGGCUGCGGUGAAACAACAAAACAGAACAGAUGAUACUAUGCUAGUGUUCAAGUUUUGAGUCUUGUGCCCCUUGGGUAGAGAUGUACAAUUUCAAGUUCGUUCUCCUAGUUGAUAAUAUACAUCAUACAACUACAAAGGGAGCAAAAUGUCAUCAAUACAAGCUUAAGAUCAUGAAACCUUCUUGCUGCUUUAUAACAUUCUCUAUCUAGAGAGAAAAAAGUGAUUCUGAGAAAUAAGAAUAUCAUGUUGCAUGGCAGUUUUACAAGAGUAUUGCUGGUACAUUUGGCCGUAUAAUUCCACUGAUAGCCCCAACCCAUUUGCUUCUGCCCUAUAUGCAUAAACUUGUUCAUGAACUACUACAGAAAUUCUUCGAUGUAUUGCAAAAAUAACAUAGAGAUGUCACCCUAGUUCCGUAUGCUGAAAAUGAACAGCCUCUGGUUGUCUCUCCAAUUCAGUAAGGAAAUCAGAUCUAUAAUUCAUUUUGUCCAUCA